Cornus florida is the source of this 2212-nucleotide messenger RNA. RefSeq names its product subtilisin-like protease SBT4.5. The record is from RefSeq and is a predicted model, not a curated record. Gene Ontology annotation, biological process: proteolysis. Lineage: Eukaryota; Viridiplantae; Streptophyta; Magnoliopsida; Cornales; Cornaceae. The coding region runs from base 13 to 2142 and encodes 709 amino acids. Gene Ontology annotation, molecular function: serine-type endopeptidase activity. The transcript is spliced from 9 exons.
UACAUUGUGUACAUGGGAUCCCUUCCUGACAGGGAAUAUUCACCUUCCACUCACCACCUUGGUUUGCUUCAACAAGCUUAUGGGGGCAAUUUUGCACCUAAAUCCUUGGUUAGAAGCUACAAAAGGAGUUUCAAUGGAUUUGCAGCCCUGCUUAGUGAUAAAGAGCGAGAGAAGUUGGCUAGCUUGGAAGGAGUAGAGUCAGUUUUUCCAAGUAGAGAACUCCAACUUCAGACUACAAGAUCCUGGGACUUCAUGGGCUUCUCCAAGAAUGUUAAGAGAAAUCAUAUGACUGAGAGUAAUGUCAUCAUUGGUGUCAUUGAUACCGGAAUCUGGCCUGAAUCACCUAGUUUCAACGACAAUGGCUUCGGUCCUCCUCCAAGGAAAUGGAAGGGUGCUUGUGAAGGAGGCAGAAAUUUUACUUGCAACAACAAGAUAAUUGGAGCUCGGCAUUACAACACAAACCCAGAUCCAGCAUUAAAAUCUUCAAAAGUAGAUUCUGCACGGGACACUUUGGGUCAUGGGACCCAUACGGCCUCAACAGCAGCCGGAAACGCCGUAGACGGCGCGAGCUUCUAUGGAUUGGCGCAAGGGACUGCAAGAGGAGGGGUCCCCUCGGCCAGGAUUGCUGCAUACAAAGUGUGCGGUCCCACUAGUUGCUAUGAAGAUGACAUUUUGGCAGCCUUUGAUGAUGCUAUUGCUGAUGGGGUUGACAUCCUCACUGUUUCAAUAGGAGGAUCGGAUCCAGUUGAAAUGUUCAAAGAUGCCGUUGCAAUUGGUGCUUUUCACGCCAUGGAGAAAGGAAUACUAACUUUUAAUGCUGCUGGUAAUUCUGGUCCCGAUCUAGCAACAACUACUAGCGUCGCGCCAUGGAUGCUUAGUGUGGCAGCCAGCUCUACCGAUCGCCACAUGAUUAGCAGGGUUGUUCUUGGCAACAGAGCAUCAUUAACUGGUAUUGCAAUUAAUUCGUUUGGAUUAAUGAAAAGAAUGAUGUUUCCUCUGGUAUAUGGAAAAGAUGCUACAAGUAAUUGCAGUGAAGAGGGUGCACGGUUGUGUAUGGAGGGUUGUUUAGACAAUAGACUUGUGAAAGGAAAGAUUGUGGUAUGCGAUGGUGUUAUGGGAGUUGCUGAAGCUAUUAGAGCAGGUGCCCUUGGCUCAAUCGCUUUGGGUGAUGAUUUUGUAGAAGAUGUUGCACAAAAUUUCCCCUUACCUGCAUCAGUAUUGAAUGAACAAAACUAUAAUUUGCUCCUAUCCUACUAUAAUUCCACAAGUAAACCUCAAGCAUACAUAUUGAAAAGUGAAGCUACAAUUGACCCUUCUGCUCCUCUAGUCGUUUCUUUCUCUUCACGAGGGCCAAACCGAAUCAUACCACAAAUAUUGAAGCCCGAUAUAUCUGCCCCAGGAGUUGAUAUCUUGGCUGCAUAUUCACCCUUUGCUCCGCCUUCAAAUUAUUUAAAUGAUAAGAGAUCUACCCUAUACAAUAUGGUAUCUGGAACAUCCAUGGCCUGCCCUCAUGUUGCUGGCGCAGCCGCUUAUCUUAAGUCAUUGCAUCCUCGAUGGUCUCCUUCCGCCAUCAAAUCUGCUCUUAUGACUACAGCUUGGACUAUGAAUUCCACCACAAAUAAAGAUGGUGAAUUGUCUUACGGAGCGGGACAUAUCAACCCGAUAAAAGCUGCAGAUCCUGGACUAGUUUAUGAGGCCUUUAGAGAUGACUACAUAAAAAUGCUUUGUGAUAUGGGUUAUGAUAUGAAGAUGAUCAGAACAAUAACAGGGGAUAUGAGUAGUUGUCCAAAGGGACAUAAAGGGUCACCGAAGGAUCUCAACUACCCUUCAAUGGCAAGUCAAGUUGACGAAUACAAAUCUUUUACUCUGAGGUUUCCUAGAACUGUCACAAACGUUGGGCGUGCUAAUUCCACUUACAAAGCAAAAGUCACAAUGGCGGAUUCGAAGAUUCGAGUUGGUGUGAGGCCUAGUGUUCUCUCUUUCGAGGCAUUGUAUGAGAAGAAAUCUUUUGUUGUCACAGUUGUUUCUCCUCCUGGAGAAGGAGUGCAUGGACUGAUGUCUGGUUCGCUGGUGUGGUCCGAUGGCACUCAUGUGGUGCGAAGCCCCAUUGUUGCUUACACACCUAUACGUACAUCAGUAUAAUUAAGUACAAUUAUUAUUAGCAUUUCAUCUUAUUAGUUUCAAACUCUCUUGUAACCAUGAUCUAUUCAAU